GGUAGGUGGAGCGGGCUGGUGUAUCAGAUGGGAGAUUUCGAUGGGUGGGUGAUUCCCUUUCCUUAUUUUCCGUACUUUUGAGUUCCGGUUGAGAGGUCUUGGAAGUUUUGGAAGGUACAGUACUUGCUGCAGUUAUAGUUGUUACUAUCACUGUUGUUCCUGAUAUCGGUUGAGAUACGGACUUCGAUUCGAGACUUGAGUACUCGAAGAUUGUUUGAACGGGAGAGUUUGGGAUUGAGAGGCAGAGAAUGAGGGGACGAAGAGCGCUGGCCUAUGGGGCUGCGAUAUGUGCUUCGUGGGGUGGGAUUGUUGGUGCGAUUGAUUUGGACCUCACUUCAACAGACUCGAUCAAAAACGCCGCCGCGACAGUUGCGUUUGGAAUGAUGAGCUACUAUACCGGAAACCACACGGGAGACAACCCAGGAAAUCUUCCAUCACCAUACUACUGGUGGGAAGCUGGCGCUUGCUUUGGCACGAUGGUCGAGUACUGGUAUUACACAAAUGACACAUCAUACAAUCCUAGCGUUACAGCAGCCAUCCUUUCCCAAGUUGGUACGAACGAGGACUUCAUGCCCACCAACCAGACUAAGACAGAAGGAAACGAUGAUCAGGGAUUUUGGGGAAUGACAGCGAUGACCGCGGCCGAGGUGAACUAUCCGAAUCCACCCUCAGACCAGCCGCAAUGGCUGGCUCUCGCGCAAGCAGUCUUCAACGACAUGGUUGGGAGGUGGGAUACUAGUACAUGUGAAGGAGGUCUACGCUGGCAGAUCUUCACAUUCAACACAGGCUACGACUACAAAAACUCGAUCGCCAACGGGUGUCUCUUCAACAUCGCAGCUCGGCUGGCCCGAUACACAGGAAACUCCAGCUAUGCUGACUGGGCGGAGAAAACGUGGGAUUGGGUCGAAGGGGUCGGGUUGAUGAGCGAUGAUUAUUCCGUGUAUGACGGGACUUCAGACACAACGAACUGUACGAGCAUCGACAAGCUGCAGUUCUCCUACAAUCAAGGCAUCUACCUUUUCGGCGCAGCAAUGAUGUACAACUACACAAACGGCUCCUCACUAUGGAAGGAACGCGUCCAGGGCCUCCUCAACAACACCAACAUCUUCUUCCAAAACGGCAUCAUGUACGAAGAAGCCUGCGAGCAAGUAAACACAGUCGGAAACUGCGACACCGACCAACAAUCCUUCAAAGCCUACCUUUCACGGUGGAUGUCCGCAACUACCAAAAUCGCGCCCUUCACAUCUUCCUACUCCCUCCCUCUCCUCGCCUCCUCCGCCAAAGCCGCCGCGCUCCAAUGUUCAGGCGGCACAGACGGAACAACCUGCGGCGAACAUUGGACCGACAAUUCCACGUAUGAUGGAAAUUAUGGGCUGGGGCAGCAGAUGAGUGCCCUGAGUGUUAUACAGAGUAAUCUGAUUACGCAGGCGCCGGAGCUGGUCACGAACUCUACUGGAGGCACGAGCGUGGGUAAUGCGGCGGCGGGGAGCGGGAGCAGUGAUGAGAGCGCAACGGUUAUUGCACCUGCGACAGGGGCGGAUAGGGCGGGAGCGGGGAUUCUGACGACGCUGUGGCUGGCGGGUGUCCUUGGAGGGGUACUUUUUAUGGUUACUGGCACGUGAAUUAGGAAACUUCCCCCUUCCUGCGCAGCUUUCCUUGUAUAUUCUGUCUUUGUUGUUGUAUAUAUCACAUCUACAGCGGGCGUUCGGUGGGUGCAUCUGUAUUUUACUUCAUGAUCAACAUUCUACAAAUAUACACACUUUGUUCGAG
Messenger RNA from Hyaloscypha bicolor E, 1770 nucleotides. Its product is annotated as glycoside hydrolase family 76 protein. NCBI's taxonomy places the organism in Eukaryota, Fungi, Ascomycota, Leotiomycetes, Helotiales, Hyaloscyphaceae. The transcript is spliced from 3 exons. The record is from RefSeq and is a predicted model, not a curated record. Gene Ontology annotation, biological process: carbohydrate catabolic process; fungal-type cell wall biogenesis. Gene Ontology annotation, molecular function: mannan endo-1,6-alpha-mannosidase activity. Bases 249 to 1622 code for a protein of 457 amino acids.